UCUCACCAUUCUCACUGCUCUCCGAUCCCCUUUUCUGUCCUCGUUGCCUCCGCCACUCCUCCCCCUCUCUUUUGCUACCUCCUUGCCUCCGCCGACCCUCCCCCUCUCCUCCACCUCCCUUCCCCUGUCUUCCGUCGCCCCUUCUCCUCUCCUCCUCUCUGCUCGGGGACGGCCAGAUCCGCCGCCGCGUGCUUAGGGACAGCCAGAUCCGCCGCCGCACGCUCGGGGGUAUCCGGAUCCGCCACCACAAGCACGGGGCAGCCCAUUUAACGACUACUGUGGCUCCCUCAACUCCCUCAACCACCGUGUGCUUGGGGGCGGCCGAAUCUACCACCGUGCACACGAGGACGGCCUACUCACAACAGCGGCUUCCUCAACUCCCUCAAUCGCCACAGGCACAGGGGUGGCUGCUCAACGACGACGGGAUGAUGGAGAGUUGCUUGAUGCAUCGGCUCGAAUCGAGCAACCUUUGUUUUGGAUUCGGGACUCUCAAAGAUGGUCAUCGAUCAUCAUUGGACACCAAUUAAGCAACAGCAAUGGCGUCGAGGAGCAUAUCAAGCUGCACAACUGAGACGGCAAAAGGCAUCCACAGGUUCGAGAUCUUCAGUUACAGCAUGAUGAACACCGAAGCCGAAGACGACUCCAUCCGGUCCGGCGUCUUCAACGUAGGAGGAUUCGAUUGGGCGUUGCUUUACUACCCUGACGGCAUCGACGACGACAGCAAGGGCUACAUCGGCGUCUACCUCGAGCUGAUCAGCAAGAACGGCGAGCCAUGGGCACUCGUCGACGUGAAUCUGAUCAACCAGCUGCAACCCGGGCAACCUCGUCAGCUGUUCACCAAGACCGAUGUGCCUACCCCGUUCAGAUCUUCAAGCUUUCAGGAGUCUACCUUGGGGUCUCUCAAGUGCAUGAAGAGGAGCGAUAUUGAGAGCACUCCAGGGUUCAUCGUCAAUGACUGCAUCGUGAUCGAAUGCAAUGUUACUGUCAUCUAUGAGCCAAAAGUGUCUAAAACCAGGGCAUUGUGUGACGCUGAAACUAGUUCGGCAUUGCGCGAGAUCGAGGUGCCUCCUAUGGAGAUAUCGUCGGAUUUCGCCAAGAUGUUGAAGGACGGUGUAGGAGCAGAUGUGACAUUCAGAGUUGGAGAAGACACAUUCCGUGCCCACAGGGCGGUGCUAGCUGCGAGGUCUCCAGUAUUUCAUGCUCAGCUCUGUGGACCGAUGAAGGAGAAGAAGGAGACACAAAUGCAGGAGAUAACCAUCCAAGACAUGCAGCCAUCUGUCUUCGAGGCUUUCCUCUAUUUCAUCUACACCGAUUGUGUUCCAAGAAUGGAUGAUCUUGGCAAUGGUGAGAAGAUGCAUUUGAUGAUGCAUUUGCUUAAGGCCGGUGACCGGUAUGGAUUGGAGAGGCUCAGGAUCAUGUGCGAGAGAUUUCUAGCUACGAACCUCGACACGGAGCAUGUAUCUGCGAUACUGGGUCUAGCUGACUUGCUAGAUCUCAAGAAGCUCAAGGAAGCUUGCAUGGAGUUCAUGGUCCCAUCUGAGAGAAUGGAUGCCGUGGCUGCAAGUCAAGGGUACCAGCAGCUGAAGAGAGCAUUUCCCUCUCUGGCGUUUGAAGUGUGGGAGAGGAGGAGCCGUGUUCGCAGGAAUUAAUUAACAUCUUCUUGAUUCAGAAGAUAUAUGUGCGCGAUGUCUGGAGAUUUCCUUUUUGGUUAUGUUUGUUUUGGUACAUUUGAUGAUCUGACGAAUGUUCUCUCAACAAUGUGAUGACUGAUACGGUGCACGCGUGGUUGCACCUUAAUGUAAUGUGGCUAUCUGGAUCAUGCAAAUGGUUUUACCUUUAGAUCGAGUUGUUUUUUAAACCUUA
Oryza sativa Japonica Group (Japanese rice) is the source of this 1863-nucleotide messenger RNA. Its product is annotated as BTB/POZ and MATH domain-containing protein 3. The record is from RefSeq and is a predicted model, not a curated record. Gene Ontology annotation, biological process: protein ubiquitination. Gene Ontology annotation, molecular function: protein binding. NCBI's taxonomy places the organism in Eukaryota, Viridiplantae, Streptophyta, Magnoliopsida, Poales, Poaceae.